CUCCAGAAUCCCAGAUUUGAAUUUUCUCUUUCUCAUUCCGUUCCUCUGCCGCCAAACCUUUUGGGUUUUGAAUCCCAUUACUUAAUUCUCCGCCGACCGCCAUCAUGGAUUUGGCAACACCGUCAGGGGAGGACGACGGCUGGGAGCUCUGCAACGACGAUGGCUUCGUCUACAAGCGCAAGAAGCGACGGCUCGACCCUGACGACGCGGCGGCGGCGGCUCAAGUUUCAUUCACUCCGGAUGGGGAUCACUUGGCAACGUUGCAGCAACGGAGAGAGCGCAAGAGGCGGACAUUGUUGAAGCUUAAAGAUAAGUACCAGAGAGAGAUCGAACAGUGGGAUCUUUUGUCGAGCACCUUGCGUGCAAUGGAGGAGCGAGCCAGUCGAGUACGGCAAGAACAAGAAGAGGCGCGGGAGCAAAAUGCGCCUCUUGCUUCCCCUUCACCAACGACGGAGGGGAAGGUUUCUGUUGGUGGAUCGCUGGUCGAUGAGCUUCUUUUGCAGGUUGAAGCCCAGGAAGCAAUUAUUCACGAUGUUUCAAAUUUAUGUGACGUAGCAGAAGCAAUGUGCCAUAAACAAGAGCAACAGCUGAAUCAAUCAUUGUUUGAUCUUCCGAUCUGGGCCUCACCAAACGAGCUUAUGCGAUUUCUAUGUGAUGAUUAGAUGGGAUUUCGUCUGUGCAUUAUUCUUUUGGUAAUGAAUGGAAAAUCGAGAUGAUGGUCUUCCUCUGUGAGGAUUGCCCUUGCUUUCGUUAAUUUGAAUGCUCCGAGAUGAAUAUUCUGUAAGCUCACCUUUAUGGCAAAUUGGUAAUUGGUAAAUAUUGUAAUUUGGAUUUAUUUAAGAGCACUAAUGGCUGAAGCACUGACUAUCUGAUGAAUUAAAAUGGGAGGACAACCACUUUGAGGGUAGGAAGACAACCUCUCCAGCGUUUUCAAUGAAGCACGAGUAUGUAUGGAUUCUGUAGUAUUGUGAUUGUACAUUUAAUAGGUAGUUUAUUAAUCUUUGGAAUUAAAUUUCUUUUUGCCCAGCGG
Molecule: messenger RNA, 1030 nt
Organism: Neltuma alba
Lineage: Eukaryota; Viridiplantae; Streptophyta; Magnoliopsida; Fabales; Fabaceae
Exons: 2
Coding region: 105-662 (185 amino acids)
Source: RefSeq, a predicted model, not a curated record